UCAGACUGACAGAUAUUUAACGAGCGAGCGAGAGAGAGAGAGGGAUUUUCAUUCACUUCACUGUCUUGAAGAACCCACACGCCUGCACCCCAAGCACACUAUCUAAUGAUUCCAAUCUGCUGAGAGAGAAGAAGCCACGGUCCUCCAGGAGCCUCCAUCAGGACCAGUCUGUCUCUCAAUCAGCGCAACCCUUGACAUGGACAACACAACAGAAUUUGCCCUGACCCCUGUCAAUCACAACCUCACCAACAGCAGCUGUUCCCGUGACAACGUGCUGAAGACGGUGGUGUUCCCUGUUCUGUACUCCAUCCUCUUCCUGUUGGGCCUGUCCCUCAACGGCCUGGCAGUGUGGGUGUUCUUCAGCAUCCCCAGCCGCUCCCACUUCAUCAUCUAUCUUAAGAACAUUGUAGUGGCCGACGUCCUCAUGACCCUCACCUUCCCCUUCAAGGUGCUGUCUGACUCCAACAUGGCGUCCGUGGGUAUGCGUGUCUUCGUCUGUCGUGUCUCCUCGGUGCUCUUCUAUCUCACCAUGUACAUCAGCAUCCUCUUCUUCGGCCUCAUCAGCAUCGAUCGCUGCAGGAAGACCCUCCAGCCCUUCAAGGGGACCAACGCGGCCCGUCUGGCCCACAGGAAGCUGCUCUCUGGGGCUGUCUGGGGCUCCCUGCUGGCCCUCUCCCUGCCCAACAUGGCCCUGACCAGCCGCAGCCCCACCUCGGCCAACUUCAAGUGCGGUGAUCUUAAGACGGCGGCUGGGCUCCGCUGGCAUGAGGUUGUCAACCAUGUGUGUCAGGUCAUCUUCUGGGGCAACCUGGUGACGGUGACGGUAUGUUACGCCCUCAUCACCAGAGAGCUGUAUAGUUCAUACGCCCGCAGCAAGGCUUGCCGUGCUGGUGGAGCCAAACGCAGAGCUGGUACUGACGGGGGUACUGUUAAAGGGCAGCGCCAGCCCCGGAGGAAGAGUGUGAGUUCAAAUGUCUUCCUGGUGCUGGCUGUGUUCUUUGUGUGCUUCGCUCCGUUCCACUUCGCCCGCGUGCCGUACACCAUGAGCCAGACCAGAGGACACCUGUUUGACUGCAACCUCAAGCUGUUCUUCUUCCAGCUGAAGGAGAGUACCCUCUGGCUGUCCUCCCUCAACGCCCUCCUGGACCCUCUCAUCUACUUCUUCCUCUGUAAGUCCUUCAGGACCACCCUGUUCAAGACCCUCCGUCUCCCACCUGGGACCUAUAGCUGGCUCACUGGGAGUGGGUCCGGCCCCAACACAGCGGAGGAUCAGACCCCAACAUAGGAGACUCCACUGGGAGACUCCUGUGCCUGAAUCUAGGUAACUAAAACUCUAUGUUCUAUCUGUAUUGAGCUGAUGAAUGUUUCACAGAGGAUCAUACUGCCCUCUCCUGGAAGGUUGACUGAACUGAACUGUGUGUUGAUUAAACUGUCUGGGCAAUGAGAACAUUCAAUGGGACCUUCCAAUGGGAAAAAUCAGUGGGACCUUCCAAUGGGAACAAUCAGUGGGACCUUCCAAUGGGAACAAUCAGUGGGACCUUCCAAUGGGAACAAUCUGUGGGACCUUCCAAUGGGGACAAUCUGUGGGACCACUGCGCCACUCGGGAGACACCCUCUAAACAUCAUCAUAACCUCAUGCCAAGGAAAGCACCUCAGGUCUCUCAGUCUCUCUCAUAACAGCUUAGUUCCCUACAGUGUAAUUCUGCUUUGACCACAUUGUUUUACCUUUAGGAACUGAAAUAAGAGACAUGUAUUUCCCCUGUAAUUAUGUGUAACAAUGGCACAGCGUUUACGCCUAAAAUGUACAGGAUAGCGUCAGCAGAACGUUCUAUACUGCAUA
Molecule: messenger RNA, 1840 nt
Organism: Coregonus clupeaformis (lake whitefish)
Lineage: Eukaryota; Metazoa; Chordata; Actinopteri; Salmoniformes; Salmonidae
Product: P2Y purinoceptor 12-like
Exons: 3
Coding region: 197-1285 (362 amino acids)
Biological process (GO): G protein-coupled receptor signaling pathway
Cellular component (GO): membrane
Molecular function (GO): G protein-coupled purinergic nucleotide receptor activity
Source: RefSeq, a predicted model, not a curated record